Molecule: messenger RNA, 7281 nt
Organism: Bombyx mori (domestic silkworm)
Lineage: Eukaryota; Metazoa; Arthropoda; Insecta; Lepidoptera; Bombycidae
Gene: nst
Product: phosphoacetylglucosamine mutase
Exons: 12
Coding region: 218-1864 (548 amino acids)
Biological process (GO): UDP-N-acetylglucosamine biosynthetic process; carbohydrate metabolic process
Molecular function (GO): phosphoacetylglucosamine mutase activity
Source: RefSeq, a predicted model, not a curated record
ACAAUUAGGCGGCUAGUAGGAUAUCUGCCUACCUAUCUUGUUUCGAGUCAUUUUUUUGACAUUUCGUUCCGAACGUCAAAAAAAAAACGUCAAAAUCAUUAAAAACUCGUAGCGAGCGGGAAUGUGUCGAAUGUGAUAGUGAUAAAAUCUCGUUUGUUGAUUCAAAGUGAUUGUAACUGAACGAAACGCGACCUUAUAAAGAAAUACCCCUUAUAGAAUGCCGCCGAGUAGCUUACGAGUCGUGUACGCGUUCGCCAGAGAAAUGCAUCCGAAGACAACUGACAUUUUUAUUGAAUACGGCACUGCCGGAUUUCGUACAAAGGCCAAUUUAUUGGAGCAUGUCGUGUAUCGUAUGGGUCUCUUGGCUGUCAUUCGUUCCAGAGUUAAAAAUGGACGCACCAUCGGCAUCAUGAUAACAGCAUCGCACAAUCUCGAGCCCGACAACGGUGUGAAGCUCAUCGAUCCAGAUGGCGAGAUGCUUGAGCAGAGCUGGGAGGCGAUAGCCACUAAACUAGCUAAUGUCAGUGACAAUGACUUGGAAGCGACAACUGCUGAGAUUAUAAAAGAAGUGAAUGCUAAUAUGACACUCAAAACGAGUAUAUUCAUUGGAAUGGACACAAGAUACACAAGUCCCCGUCUAGCACAGGCGGCUGCUAAUGGAGUCAUGGCGCUGAAGGGAACGCCCAAGGAGUUCGGAAUUGUUACCACUCCAAUGCUGCAUUUCUUCGUAAAAUGUCGUAACGAUAAUACAUAUGGAACUCCAACCGAGGAAGGAUAUUAUGAGAAAAUCGUUGGUGCUUUCAAGAAUAUACGUCAAAAACUACCCGUUUACGGUAAUUAUAGUACAACGUUGUACGUAGACGGCGCUAACGGCGUCGGUGGAAAGAAACUUAAUAUCAUCAAGAAGACCCUCGAUGGUGAAUUGGAUCUGAAGCUGUUCAAUUUAGGCGGGAACGGAGGAAAGUUGAAUUUGAAUUGCGGUGCUGAUUUCGUGAAAGUAUCACAGAAGCCGCCCGUCGGCGUAGAGCACGUGCCGAUGCAGCGAGUGGCCUCACUGGACGGGGACUCCGAUCGCAUCGUCUAUUACUACGUCGACGAUAAAGAUAAAAUGCACUUGUUGGACGGCGAUCGUAUAGCCACAUUACUGGCCAGCUACAUCACCGAAUUGCUGACGGCCAGCGAAGCGAAACAUUUGAAACUAGGCCUCGUGCAAACGGCCUACGCUAACGGUGCAUCCACUGCUUAUAUAACGCAGAAGCUGAAAGUCCCGGUGAGCUGCGUGAAGACAGGAGUGAAGCAUCUCCAUCACGCAGCGCUUUCGUAUGACAUCGGCGUCUACUUUGAAGCGAACGGGCACGGCACAGUCAUAUACAGUCACGACGCUAAGAAGACGAUCAGCAAAAUUGCCGAAGAGGGGGAGUCGGAACAAAGGAAGGCGGCGCAGUUGCUUCUGGACUUCAUCGACAUGACCAACGAGACGGUCGGAGACGCCAUAUCGGACCUGUUCCUCGUCGAGACGGUGCUCUGCGCUCGAGGACUGGACGCCGAGCAGUGGCUCUCCACGUACGACGACCUGCCCUGCAGACAAGUAAAAGUAACAGUACAGGAUCGUAACGUGAUAUCUACGGCGGACGCGGAGCGCGUGUGCACGUCGCCCGAGGGACUGCAGACGCGUAUCGACGAGCUCGUCGCUGCGUACGCGGACGGACGCGCCUUCGUGCGUCCCUCCGGCACCGAGGACGUGGUGCGAGUGUACGCGGAAGCGGAUACGCAGCAGUCAGCAGAUAAACUCGCCGCAGAAGUAUCACAGGCCGUUUACGAUUUGGCCGGCGGCGUUGGAAAUCGGCCAGAGUUGCCAGCUUAAAAAACAUUGCGGGAAACAGUUCGGAAAGAAGCUAUUUGCGCACGUAGAAAUUUUACAAAUAAAUGAAGAUGACUUUUCGAAUAUCUUUUUCUUGAAGUUUAAAACUUCAGAACGAGAUUAUUUUGAAAAAAUAAUAAUAAUCAAAUCAGUCCUCGUGACUAAAAACAUUAGUCGCUCUAACAAAAGACGCUAAAUUAUGACAAAAAUCUUCGAAUGAAGAACUUAUUUUUGUCACUACUGUCAAUGUCAUAACGAGUGUUCCGUCUCUAUCUAAUCAGUCUAAGUGUGUAACACCCUAUAGCUGAGCUUCAAAUAAAAGCGGUUACCGGGCCUUUACAAUAACGAAAUUAAUACCUAAUAAUAAUUAAAAUUAAUUUUACGGUUUAAUCUCGCAUUUUAUUUUAUUUAUGACAGCAUUUUGAAUACUGUGUAAUUUUCCUGGUCACAGAUGACUGUAAUGUUAUUCUCGAGCAUUUCAAUAUUGUGUUACCUACCCUCUAAUUUUGCAAAAAUUAAAUCUUGAAUUACAUGUUUUAUUUUUCACACUGAAAUUAAUUUUGUAUCUGAAACUCAUUUUAUUUGACUUAAGUUUUUAUGUUCAUUGUAAUAAAAUUUAUUUUAUUAAAUCAAUAUAAUUCAAGAGAAUCCCGGAUAAGCGCAAGCUGUAAGUUACAUAUUGGAAUGGUUACAAAUAAUUAGUAAAUCCGAGACUGAAUCGUAAAAGUUGUUUUAAUUUGUCUACGACUCGGAAAAACCGAAAAUAAGUAAAUCGUAUUAACAAAUUAUUACAAUAAAUAUUAGAUUAAAAAAUACACAGAUUAGUUAAUAUUAGAAUGUCCGUUUGAGUUUCAUUGAAAUAGCUGUGUACAGUGUGAGAGUUUUUUAACGUUAUCGAUAGCGUAAAAGUUAGCUCAUAUUUGUAUGGAAUGGGAUAGUUUGCCUACGUUUGCCGCUAGGGGCGCUGUUCCAACUGCAUACAAAAUUGGGUUAACUUUUACGAUAUCGAGACCGUUAAGAACUCGCACUAAGCACUCUGAACUGUUUUUUAGUAUACAUAAUUAGUACAACGCCUUACUAGUCGUUUUGGAGUUUAUAAAGCAUUAAAAUAUAUUUAUCUUUUCGAAUUUUAUUAAAAACAAUUCUCACAACGUUAAUAAGGAAAAGCUCUCUUCGUUAAUAAAACAAAAUGUAUGUAAAGUUAAUUGAAAUGUUUUCUCAUUUAACGAAUAAAUAAUAGUAGAGAUAAUAACAUAUUUGUAUGUAUGUUACUGGUGGUAGGACCUCUUCUGAGUCCGCACGGGUGGGUACCACCGCCCUACCUAUUUCUGCCGUGAAGCACUAAUGCGUUUCGGUUUGAAGGGUGGGGCAGCCGUUGUAACUAUACUGAGACCUUAGAACUUAUAUCUCAAGAUGGGUGACGCAUUUACGUUGUAGAUGUCUAUGGGCUCCAGUACCCACAUAACAUCAGGUGGGCUGUGAGUUUGUCCACCCACCUAAGCAAUAAAACAAAAAUGUUGAUAGAUAUACCUCAAUACAAAUAUGUAGCUAUCGACUGAUGUAUAGUUAUACAGGGUGUGAGCCGGCAAUUAUCAAAACCAAUUACUUUAAUGGUUAAAUGAUAGACAUUUGAGGCCUAUAAAAUCAAAGGCAGCUAAAUCCAAUUCUGUCAAAUAUUGAGGUAAACUACAAAAAUCGGCCAUAAACACGUCAUUACGGAUCCUCCUGAUACAUCGAAGUACUGCUUUUGCUAGGGCCAGUACUAGCAACACUCCCGGUUUGAGAAACUGAAAUAACUGUACGGGUAGCUACGAUAUUCUUUAUUUUAAAGAAGAUUUAUAAAGAAUGAGAAUAUUGCUAAUAAUCUGAAUUUUAAAUGAUAAAACUUCGUUUAUAUUUGAGUACAGAGUAAAAAUUAAAUUUUUGAACUGAAUUUGCUAGAGAUUUAGCUGCAUUUGUUAUAAUAUGAAAACACUAAAGCGUGUCCAACUAACUAAACAAGAUGGCGCCAUAGUUAAUCCAUUUUACUGCACUAUGGCGUUUAGCUGCCUUUGAUUUUAUAGGCCUCAUUUAGGGUUUGCGUUUGAACAAACAAUAAUCAUUAGUGAUUUCUUUAGUAUUAUUGGUAGCUAUCACAAGUACUAGUCUUUAGUUUUCGGAAUUAUUAUUUAUUUUUUGGUUUGAAACACACCCUGUAUAAUGUUAUGUAAACAAAAAAAAACAUACAUAGUGCUUUUUUAAUAUCGAAUUAUUGUUUUAACACUGCCUUUGUUAACUGAUAGUUUAAGUUUUAAUUAUGAUAAAAAAAAAAAUCUUCAUAUUAUUAUAUUACUUAAAUCAUACACCCCAGUCAAAAUGAUUUUAUUAAGAAUUUGUUUUUUAAAAAUGAUGUAAUGUUUUACGUAGUCUUCAAAAAUUGUGCAGCUUGUUCUGAUUAUAAAAGAAAUUUCUAAUUUGGUUAUUAAAUUUAAAAAUUUUAUGAUUGUGUGUGUCUGUGUCGAGCCCUGUUUUAAAUAAUUAAAAUUGUAAUUUGUUUAUUGUUUCUGAAUUGUUGUGCAAAUUGAAGAGAAAGAAAAAAAUGUGUGAAUUUUAAAAUAGAAAAAGUCAUUCCAAUGAGCAUUUGAUGAAACAUUAAUAUGUAAAUGAUUCGACUGAUUUUUUAAUAAAUUAUAAUGACACUUAUUGAAUAACAGUAUGCAUGCAUUCAACAAUAUCAGAUUCUAUCAACAGGGUGAUUCCCCUCAAAUAUGGUGAUUGUCGAAAAUGUUGUUUAAUUUAUUUCACUUUAAUUCAUAAACGUUUUGAGUAAAACAUCUGAGAUAAUAUUAUUUAUUAACCCUUUGAGCGCGAACCGUCGUUAGAUCGACUCUCUAUUAAUCUCUAAUACUCGUAUAAAGUGCAGAGCGUCGGAAAACCGGUUAUUUGCGCAGAUUGAUGCACAGAUGUUUGGUAUCCAAUUGUACGAACAUGUCUUAUCUUGUUUUAGCGCAUGUUUUAACCCCUUUUUAAGCAGUUGUUAACAUUUAUAAAUAACCAUUUAAAAUUCUUUUGUUAAUUGAUUAGCAUUGAUUUUUUUUAAUUAACGUUUUUUGUAAGGUACUUUUUUCAAAUUUUUUUAGUAAUUUCUGCAAAAUAUAUGUAAAUAAGCUCAGCACUAAAAGGGUUAACAUAUAUUGCGAUCAAUAAAUUAAACACGCUUAUAUUAGCUUGAUCUGUAUCUCUAUAUUUUUGUAAUAAUAUUUCAAGGUAAUUUUCACCAAUUUCAAGUCCAUAUUACGGUUACCGAUGACGACACAAUAUAUUUAUUAUUUACCUAAUAUCCUGACCAAGAUCACUAGAUUAUAAACAUGUUUUUGAAAUAUUAUUUUACAUGUAAUUUUUCUAACUUUUGGACCGAUAUUUUCUUUUACUCGUGGUUAUUUCUUUAAAGAAAUACUUUGAAAUGUUUUUUUAACUUUACUGUGUUUCUCGCACGUAUUCGUCACAUUGGUUGCGAGUUAAAUUUAGUUUAAUCAUUAAAAUUUUAUUUCCUGUUAACGAAUUAUAGAAUAUUAGAGUUUUAGUAUCGUUUAUUUUACAUCAAAGAUUAAAAAAACACGGUGUGGCACUCGGGGACUGCCGCGGUAAAGCUAUUGCAUAGCAUUUUUUAUUAACUUAUGCAAUUAUAAUUAGACAAUAAUAAUUUAAUAAUAAAAUUAUAAUAAAAUAAGACCACGCUAUAUUUAUAAACAUUAACAAACGCAAAACAUUAACUGUCCCCUUCACACUCAUAAGGUCAGACUUUUCAUGAUGCGCAUGCAGUGUGACGUCACGCCGCGCGCUUAUUCACAAACACUACACAAGCGCAACGUAUGAAUGUGUUGAACGCGAGCUACAUGAUAGGCGAAGUGGGGGGUGUUAGGUUUUUUCGUUACGGAAUUUCUUGAUUCGGUCGCCGCGCUUAAAGCCGCGAUAAAAGCUAUGCAAUAGCUUAAAUGUUUAAUAUUCGAUAAUUUAUUUAAUAAAGUAUAAUUAUGAUUUUAUUCUAAAUUAUGUUAACAAAUCUAUUGGUGAAUUGAGGCUGCGAUUAUCUCUCGAUGAUAAUAAGCUGAAUUCUGUUGAAUUUCAAGUAAUAUAUAUAGAAACUUGCCAAUGCUGACUAUACAGAAUUGAAAGUUGAAGGUUUUGUAUUUUAAUAUUUCGAAAUUUUUUUGUUACCUUUUUGAGAUCUAAUCUAUGUAUACAGAGUAGAGUAAAACGAGUAAAUCUACAUUAAGGAGUUUCCUAAGAAUGUUAAAUUAUGGUUACCAUUUAGAACUGGAAUUUCACAGAACGUUCAAUAGUUCAAUUUCCAAGUUCAUAAGGUAUUUUUUACAUAUCAAAAUUAAUAGCUUUGUUAAAAAAAGGUAAUUCUCAGCUGAAAGUCGGUUUUAUCUAAAACAGUUAAUUUCAAGACCCAUUAGAACUCGCAUGCCACUGCUGGUAUUAUUUCAAGUUUUUAACCACUUCAGGGACGAACUAUUUAACGUAAAAAAAAGAAGUUAAUUUAUCCUUUAUCCAUUUUAUUUUUAUUUAAAAUAAUUUAAUAAGUAAAAAAGAAUGCCUGCCUUUAAUUCUCUAAUUAUAACAAUGCUUCAUUACAAUUAUCAAUAUUUUUGCCCGAUUUCCUAACGAACACAUGCAAUGAACAAAACAAGUCACAAUUUCAAAAACAUUUUAAAUAUAAAUAACAUAAUAUUUUGGUUUGGUAUAUAAAUAAACAUUGUUAAAAAAUUGUGCGUAUUUUGAUAAACAAUGAUAAAUUUUGUAAACAAUUUUAUCUAAUCGACAGUUUUCACCUUUGAUUAUGAUAAAUGUUUUGAUAGUGUCCACGUACAGAAUACGUAUUAUUUACAUACAUACGUACUUGAGAAAUAUCGAACUUUUUUCUCAAUUUUAGCGCGCAAAAUGUUCGUUAGAAAAAAAGAAAACUAUAGACUAGUUUGUAUUUCGACAAUUUUUUAUUUCAAUUGUAAUAUCUAAAAAUGGUAGAAUACAUAUUAAAAUGUAGAUAUUCUUUCUAUGUAAGUAUACAAGAAUAUAAUUUCCCUAUACAUUGGUGCUUUUGAUCAAUAAUAUGACAAGCAGUUUUUCGUGUCGGGUCGUUUUCUAAUUAUUACUUAAGGCUAAGAAAAUAAAGUCGAGAAUGAAAUGUUUCCAUAGUUUGACUAAUUUCGUCCCCCUUGUUCUAAAGCCAUUGACCGAACCGGAGCGUAAUUUCUUUCACUAGAAGAUUGUUGGGUUUCGUCUGAAUAAUUAAGGCAACGACAUACGACACAUAAUUGCUUGUUCGAAAGAUUAUUUUUAUUUAAACAGUAAAUAAAAAUUGUAUUGUUUUAAUUUUAUUGUGUGGACCCUGUUUAAUGAUACUGUUAAUUCAAUAAAAUAAUAUUUACACUCAA